UUGGUCCUGGAGCUUUCUCGGCGGUUCCAGUAGCAGAUUGAUAAACACAACUGAUCAUUGACUGUUACAGUAGUAUGCUGAAAUUCAAUUUAUUACUCCGUGUUAACGUACUGUGAAGAAAAAUGCUCGAUAUAUUGCGGACGGAGAGUUAUUCAUGUUAUGUAGGUUGAUGAUCCUCUGAACAUGAUUCAUCCAUCGUUAUUGGUGUAGCUACCUACAUAGAACUUUGCUUGUCAGCAUGUAGGUUCACAUAGGUGGCCUGGAACGUUGCAGGCGUUGGAGAAGUCAUCUAGAGCCAGCAAAAACAAGAGGACACCGCCAUGAGCAAUCAAGAGAAGAUGGAAUUGGAUCUUGAAAUCCCAUCGUCACUAGUUCAGAGCGACGGAAACUUGAGAAGAUCCAACAGCGCCCCAAUGAUUAAUGGCCUAAGUGACAAUUCACAGGUAUUUCAGAGAGAGGUUUUACGCAGUAGAAGAAACAGCACUACUAUUGUCAACCGCCCUAAUAUGGUCCCUUCAUCGCCUAUUCGAGUGCCCAGCACAAGGCUUCAUCAGAUCAAACAGGAGGAGGGUGUGGAUGUGAUGAACAGAGAGACAGCCCAUGAACGGGAGGUUCAAACAGCCAUGCAGAUGAGCCAGUCCUGGGAGGAGAGUCUGAGUCUGGUGAGGAAUGAUGAUGCUCUAAUGAGUGACAACGACUUUGAGAAAUGUGCAUCGUCGUCGUCCCCGAAGCGCAUCGACUUCGUGCCCGUGUCCCCAGCCCCGUCCCCGACCAGAGGGAUCGGGAAAAAGCAGUGCUUCUCCCCUUCAUUGCAAAUCUUGGUGAGCAGUAACGGCCUGUCCCCCAGCCCUAUACCUAGCCCGACGCGACGCUUCAGCAGGAGGAGCCAAAGCCCCAUUAACUGCAUCAGGCCCAGUAUCCUGGGGCCCAUCAAACGUAAAGGGGAGAUGAUGGAGACAGAGAGCCAGCCGAAGAGGCUCUUCCAGGGGACCACCACCAUGCUGUCCUCUGAUGUACUCCUGCCCCAAGUCCAACUCCCAGACUUCAACAGCUGUCUCUCCCCCCCGGACGUGCUGGACGGCAGCCUGAGCAGUGUGGGGUCCUCCACUGGCUCGCCAGCCAAGAUGGAGGGCGUCUCUGAGUCUCCUUCCUCCAGCAACUCUCCCUUCACCCCUCUCCAGGACCACUCCCCUAAAUGAACAAGGGAACGUGAGACACUAAACCAGGGUGAAGACAGGUUGUGAGUUUCCCUGUUGGACCCACCCUUCCCUGCCAUCACUUUGCUUUAGUUAUUGUGGGAUUCCCUCCCAUGCUGUUUGCUUUUGCUGGGCUGUUUCGCUAGGGGAGGAAGAUGCGCGUUUGCGGCAAGAGGAAGCCAAAGCCCUGGUGGUGUGCUGUGUGCGGACGGCCAGUGCGGACAGCAGGCGCUGGUAAACGAAGGGGGGUGAUUGUGGAUGCUGUGAGCACCAGCUGCUAGAUAAGGAUCCUCCGUGAUGCUGCGUGGCGCCACGGUGAUCCAAACCGCUCCGUUGUCAGCAUCGCGUCACCGUGUCAGCCGCAUACUGUAGGGACUCGACACUGGAUGGAAAACGGCUGCCGGGAUACGGCGCGUCCCCCGCAAAGUCACUUUGUUUUCCUGUUUCUUUUUGGAAAACAAAUUAUCCAGGCCUUUUGGUGUAUGUGCACAAUAUUGUCUGCAGGAAUUGUAUGAAAAAAAGAAUUAACUUAUUGUUUUUCCCGCUUUUUUGUUGUUGUUGUAAGUAUGUAUAUAUUUUCAUUCCCGUGUGUAAUUAUUAGUUGUGUAGGUUUGUGAAUGGCUGUGAGAUGAAUGAGGGAACAGGGCUUGGACAGCAGACUGUCAGUUCACUCAACUGAGCGGAUUGGGAUUUCUAUGUUUUUACUACUCUAAGGGUUCAGCUAUGGUGGUUCUCUACUUGCUCUUGUCAUAGCAGUUGAUAUUCUCACUAGUACAUAAGUGUGGGGUAUUCUUUUACAAUAACUCUGGUCAAUGUUCUACCAUUGGCACUUAAUCUGCUCCCUCCUAAAUGGCAUGUUGCAAAUAUAUUUACCAGUGGGUUUGGUCUUGUCCACCUAUUGGCCCUGCGAAUUGUUCCAGGGGGACAAAGGGGCGGGGGUUUACCACUGUCAGGAUUGGAACACUAAAUACUCUGAUCUCCGAAUCCUGUGUCUUUGUCUGGACGUUGCUGUGGACAUUAAGUACAAACGUAUGCAGCCAAAUCUUUUCCCUUUUGAAGCUUUGAGGGGGAAAAAAAUGUUCCUUGUUGAAGCCACUUUGUAUGUGAAUUAAACUGUGACUUUUUUUUCUAGCCUACAUCAUUGCAUUUGUUGAUACCGAGCAUUAUAUUAGCUCACCGUAGUCUCCUGUUUCGCCCUGUAAUGACAAUAAUCUGAUUGGUUUAGGAUGAGCACAGUGAUGUAGUGCACAGCUUGAAAAUGUUACCAUUCCAUUUCCAAACGGGCUCUGUGAAUGGGGUAAAUGUCCCAUUUACUGUGGUAAAAAUUUGGCAUAAACUAUUUUAGUACAGAUUGUCGCUGGAUUAGUUGGUUGGUGAAGAAUAAACAUUGUCGAUGAACACUCGCAAGCAAAACCAAAGAUUGAUCAGGAGAACUGCAAUGGCAACGUUUCUUGUUUCUCAUGGAAAACUCCAGUUGUACACUGAUUCACAAGUGCAUUUUUAGACCUGUGUAAGUUAUGGGAUGUCAGAUCGUGUGUGUGUGUGUGUGUGUGUGUGCGUGUGUGUGUGUGUGUGUGUGUAUGUAUGAGCAUCUGACCAGAAACCAAAAUGCCGCUAGAUCGAUGCCCGAUCCUGACAUGGUAAAAAGUUCUGUCCUUUAGCAAGACCAUUAAUUGCUUCUCUAAGUCAUUGUCGACAAAGGUGUCUGCUAAGUUAAUAGAAUUUAAUUUAAAAUGUUUGAGUUGUGUUCCCUUCUUAUAAGGUGUAGUGUCUAGAAGGGAGUGUGAAGGUUUUUAUGUACAAGCAAGUGUGAUUGUAAAUCCUUUUUAUGGAAGUAAGUCAUUGAUUUAUUUUUUCCCCUGAAAUGAUAAAAUGAAACAGUUGCAAUUUUGAAAACUGAAUGUUUUUUUUUCUUUGUGUAUUAAGAAAAAUGAUAAGCUGGUCAAUAAUUUGUACUUGACCUGUUAUUAACAUGAUGGGUGUUUUUGUGAUUUAUUUCUGUCCAUGUUUUUAGUCCUGUCCAUUUUUCAGUACAGUCUAAAGGCGAAUAUGGACAGUAAAUGACAAGUGUGUAUGUGCUGGGAGGGUGGUAGACUUGCCAAACCUCUGCUUGUGUCACUAACAGGGCUCUAAAGUUUUCCCUCUGCUUUGUUUCAUGUCAAAGACAUUUUGAACAUGAGGGUGAAUAAAUUAUUUGUCCAAUA
Molecule: messenger RNA, 3400 nt
Organism: Esox lucius (northern pike)
Lineage: Eukaryota; Metazoa; Chordata; Actinopteri; Esociformes; Esocidae
Gene: pabir2
Product: family with sequence similarity 122B
Exons: 11
Coding region: 321-1199 (292 amino acids)
Molecular function (GO): protein serine/threonine phosphatase inhibitor activity
Source: RefSeq, a predicted model, not a curated record